AUGGGUACAGAAGAUGGCAUGGAGGAUCCAGACGGUGGUAAAUUUUGCGAAGUCAUUGAUGCUUUGAAUAGGGUGAUAUUAUCGGUAAAGGCUAUGGAUAAGAAGGAUGGAGAUUGUGCAAUAUGUGAUAGCGCCAUCAGCGCUACGACUGGGAAUGAUGUUAUUCGAUUAUAUUCCUAUCUUCUCGGAUGCAUAUCAAACCAUGUGGCCAAUAUUCUCCCGCUUGAUUUUAAGGAUCUUUUUAUCGUAGAAAGCUUUGUUCUUGACAACAUUUGUGAGAAAAAGAUGCUUGACUUCAAUAAGAUUUUUGAAGAAGGAAAAGGAUCUCCUGAGGCGGUAAGGAGGGAGAUAUUAGAAGCUACUAAAGGAUGUCUGCUAAACAAUCUCAUAAACAUAGACUGUGAACAAGAGUUGGAAUCUCUCCUAUACAUGACCUACGAGAUGUGCAUGGAUUCUAGCAUUGAGGGCUUCACCCUGAAGGAAAUAGAGCUUCUUCUUGCAGUUCUGUUUAGAAGAUCUGAAUCUUCGAGAUUCUUCAAGAUCUUUAACCGAAGUAAAAAAAGCAAGGGGUUAUUGAGGCUAGGGCUUCUCAUGAGCCUUAAGGAUGGCGACGACACAACACUAGACAGGUUACUGAGAAGCUACAGCGAGCACGAUCUUUUACCUGAGAGUUAUUUUCUAAAUGACAGCGAGGGCCUUCUUAAAAGAUCCAUUGAUGUUGAUUGGAUAAUGUCUGUAGAGGAUAACGCAGAAUGGGUUUCUCUCAGAAGAAAGGAGAUGGAGUGGGAGGAGUGUGUUCGUUUUUGGGCUGCAAACAGGGAGGGGUGCUCAGAAGCACUUAACAAGUCCAUGAUGGAUCUGUGUAUCAAACAUGGAAAAUACGAGGAAGGAUGGGUUGUUUACUCCCGAGGAUGCAAAAAAACGCCGUAUGUCAUUCAUAAGGCAUGCCUUCUUGCACUGAAAGGAUUGAAGGAGACUAAUGAUUGCAAAUGGACCUCAAGAUUGUUUGAGGUGGUAGAGGCCUCAGCGCCAGAGGAAGAUGAUGCGAAAUACUUGGUUGCAAACGACAUCAUCGAAAACCUAUCAUCUCUUCCCGAAAAUGUGCGGAACCUUGUUCUGAAGGAGUUCAUAACCAAAAUGGAUCUUCUUGAUAAGAAUGAAGAGAUUGUAAACUUGGUAAUAAGAGGGCUUCUUUCUCUUUGCAAGAAGUGCGAAAGUGAUCAGGAAUCAUAUACUUCUUUUGGGGACUAUGCAGAUCUUUUAUACACCAAGUGGAAAAAGCAUAAGCUCUGCGGAAGAUAUACACCGGAAAGCCGCGACCAGAUUGAAUCUGAAAUAUACUCUAACGUAUUGAGUGUCUUCGACACUUUGCAUGAUAAGGAGAAGGUACUUGGUGUGUGUAGAGACGUCGUCAAUAGCAAUACAAAGAUAACCAAGGAACUCUGCUCUAAGAUCCAGUCAUUCCAUAAAGGGAAUCUCAAGUCCUCCAAAACAGAGCCCACCUCCUUGGAACAAUACUCCAUAUUAGAGCGAUUGGUAUCAUUUGUUUUGCAAAAGCAUUAA
Messenger RNA from Encephalitozoon hellem ATCC 50504, 1563 nucleotides. RefSeq lists its product as uncharacterized. Bases 1 to 1563 code for a protein of 520 amino acids. The transcript has a single exon. NCBI's taxonomy places the organism in Eukaryota, Fungi, Microsporidia, Unikaryonidae. The record is from RefSeq and is a predicted model, not a curated record.